Messenger RNA from Zeugodacus cucurbitae (melon fly), 3898 nucleotides. It is a transcript of the gene ChAT, whose product is annotated as choline O-acetyltransferase. Gene Ontology annotation, molecular function: choline O-acetyltransferase activity. Bases 120 to 2375 code for a protein of 751 amino acids. Gene Ontology annotation, biological process: acetylcholine biosynthetic process; neuromuscular synaptic transmission. Lineage: Eukaryota; Metazoa; Arthropoda; Insecta; Diptera; Tephritidae. The record is from RefSeq and is a predicted model, not a curated record. The transcript is spliced from 10 exons. Gene Ontology annotation, cellular component: cytoplasm; neuron projection.
UUUUUUGUUUGCAAGUGACUGUCAAUACUCAAAGAAACUCUUUUGAGGAAAUUUUGUAACAACUCAGCAAAGCAAGAACAUGAAGAAAUCAUAUUUUCUCUACUGAAACUGAAACUGAAAUGUUUAAUAUUCUACAAGCAAUUGGACGAAGCCAUGUGCUGCGACCGCAGGAACGGCAGCACCACCAAGUCAAAGUUAAAGGCGCAUUCUAUGUGCGUCAGUUUAGAAUUUCAUUGACGGCUGCUAACAAGGAAACCCCAAAUAGUACAAAGCCAAUUCAGAAAGAAAUGCGGAACAAAAGCAACAACACAAAUAAAAGAUUUACCAGCAUACGCCGGAAUAAUACGGAAGCUUACCAAGUGUUCGCACAGCCAUUUGCGAGAUGGCAAAGCCAGCGCUCAACAGUAUUGUACGCUAAAUCCGCAAUGGAUUUACGGCUCAAUUCUUGUGUGCGUGCCGCGCUCGCCCGCUCCACCUUUGCUCCAACCCCAUACAAGCGCGUCGUCACAAAGGCAAGUACGAGUAUAGGAUGGCGCGAUUCUCUUCUAUCAAUACCGAAAAAAUGGCUUUCCACUGCAGAGUCGGUCGACGAAUUUGGCUUUCCCUGCGCACUACCGAAAGUACCAGUCCCACCUUUGGAGGAGACCAUGGCUAAUUACAUACGUGCCAUUGAAGCAUUCACGACACCGGCAAAACUCGAAUGUACGAAACUUUUGAUUAAAAAAUUUACCGCACCAGAAGGUAUUGGACAAAAAUGUCAUCAAUACUUAAUGGAGAAACGUGAAGCUGAGGAUAAUUGGGCCUACAAUUAUUGGUUAAAUGACAUGUACAUGGAUGUCCGUUUGCCGCUACCAAUCAACUCAAAUCCCGGCAUGCCAAUGCCACCCGUCCGUUUUACAACGGUGCACGACGUGGCGCGCUUUGCAGCACUCCUAUUGAGCGGCAUCAUGCAGCAUAAGGAAUUACUGGACAGCGGCAAUUUACCCAACGAUCGCGCAGGUUCUCGUGAGAAAAACCAACCACUCUGCAUGGCACAAUACUAUCGACCGCUGGGUUCAUGCCGCAUACCCGGUUUGGAACGCGACACCCAAUACAUAGCUGAGCGCGGUGAGAAGUGUGACGAACAUGUGAUUGUCGUUUGUCGCAAUCAGAUGUAUUGUAUUAACUUGAAAACCAGUAGUCGUGGCAAAAUCUCGGAGACUGAAAUCGCUUCAAAUAUCUUGUAUGUACUCAGCGAUGCACCCUGUUUGCCAACAAAACCACCAAUGGUGGGCCUACUUACUGCCGAGGAGCGCACACGUUGGGCCACAAAUCGGAAUUUACUGCUCGAGAAUGAAGUCAAUCAGAAUAGUAUUUUGCUGAUUGAGAAAGCUUUAUGUAUGCUGUGCAUCGAUGAACCGCUACCGAAUACAUUCAAUGCGUAUACAUUCACCGGCGCCACACCAACCGGUUAUUUAGUUGGUGAUCGCGAUGAUACGAAUAUGUUGCACGAAAUGAUACAUGGCGGUGGUAGCGCUUACAAUUCUGCCAAUCGUUGGUUCGACAAAGUACUACAAAUAAUCAUCUGCACAGACGGUACUUGGGGUAUUAACUAUGAGCAUUCCUUUUCGGAGGGCGAUGCCAUUGUGAAUGUCAUAGAGAAAAUCUAUAAAAAUUUGGAAGAAAAGCAAUCGGCAUGCAAUAGUGUACCGUCGGAUCCGACACCCGAACGUAUACCAUGGGUCAUAACACCGCAAAUGGAGGAGCGUAUUAAACAGGCUGCCGUCGCAGUCGACAAGGCAAUCGGUGACUUUGAUUUGUAUGUGUACCGUUACAAAGGUUAUGGCAAAAACUUCAUCAAGCAAUGCAAAUGCAGUCCGGAUGCCUUCUUGCAGCUCAUGCUACAGUUGUCCUAUUUCAAAUUAUAUGGUCAUUUCGUAGCCACAUACGAGAGUGCUUCCACACGGCGAUUCUUGUUGGGUCGUGUCGAUUGCAUACGCGCUUCCCACAAUGAGGCACUGGAAUGGGCCACAGCCAUGUGUCAAGGUGAAGGCGCCAAUGUGCCCUUGGAAAGUGAGGGCGAGGAUGAUGAUGCGCGUAAAGUUAAAUUCAGCAUUUAUAAUAAAGACAAGCUCAAAGAACUUUUCCGCAUUGCCUGUAAUCGUCAAACCGAAAUAAUGGUGCAAAACAUACUCGGUCAUGGCAUCGAUAUACCGUUGUUGGGUUUACGUGAAGCCAGUAAAGAAUUCAAUAACGGUCAGGUGCAUGAGCUCUUCAACCAUGAAACGUUUAAAACUGCCAAUAUUUUCUUGUUGAGCACAAGUCAGUUUCACUUAGCAAAUAUUCAUGUGCAUUUGGCAGACAUUAAAAAUGUGGAAAACUUAACGAAACUGUAAUUACCUAUGAUCUAUUAUUGAGUUGUUUGUUAAAAGUUGCUGGUUUAAAUAUGCUAAAAGUUAUGUUUAUUUCUAAAUUAUUGUUGUGUGUUAACAUUUAACUGUUUAAUUGUCUACCCACUAAUAUAUAUAUAAAUUGACCUUUACAUAUAUUAAUGUAUUUUGUGUAAACUGAUUAAAAAGAAUAUAUAUACAUACAAAACACAAUUUUUUUUUUAAUUUUAUUGCUGGAAAGUGAGUUCUUUAAUAACUAUAUGUUGUAUUUAAAAAUAAUAUUUCACAAGUAAGGAAGGGCUAAGUUCGACCAUUUUAUACUCUCUCAAUUUACUUAUUUAAUUUAAUUAAGAUAACAUACAAUUCGAGCCACAUAUUCGGCAUAAGGUCUGCUAGAAUAGCGUAUCUUCAUUAUUUAUAUAUAGUAUAUGGAAGUUGGGAUAAUUCCUGUACAGAUUUCAACUAUUUUUGCCUAAUCCAUUUUACGUUCACUUAAUUUAGCUAAGAUAUCUUCUAUAUUAACCGUUAUAUACGGUAUAAAGUCCAUCGGAAGUUUGAAAAUCCGUGUAUGAGGUAUAUGGGGGGCUAGAGAAAAUAUUGGCUCAUCUUAUCUUUUGAUAAUUUUUGGCAGAGACACUCACUAUUAGAAGAAAAAAAACAUCUCCUUUGAAUUUCUUUAGAAUAUCUGAGAGAUUUUCCAAAUUAGUCGCAAGCUUUGAGGUUCUCAUGUUCGAUAUUUGGGGCCUUGAAAAGUUAUAGUAUAUGGGCUAUAUCACACUAGAAAUAAAGUAUUUGUGCAAUGUGUUGUUCCGAUAUCAUCACCGAUGCUUAGCUUCAAAAUUACGGUAUAUAGCGAAAGUAGGCGUGUUUGCGAUUCGAUUCAAAACUAUAGCAUUGGAAUGACAAGGAAAGGUUACGAACCGAAUUUCGUUGAAAUUGAUCGAGUUGUUUUUGAGUAAUGGUUUUUCAACCAAAGGUAGGCGGACCCACGCCCAUUUCAAAUAUUGUACACAUGCAGUUUUCCCAUUUGCCUAUCAACAAUAAAAAAAACCCAGAGCACCAAGGAAUACGUACUACAAAAGGUUUCGUUAAGAUAUCUAAACUAACUGAAGUUACCGCUUGCACGAACCUACGGAACCGGAAUUCAACUCACAUCAUCAUCCCGAUCAUUUUGGUAUAUAUAACUUAAGUAUAUAUAUUUAUCGCGUUUAGUUUUAUGAAUAACAGAUCAUCAUUUCGAAAGCAAAAUUAUCAAACUCUUUUCAAGAGUAUUUAAAAUAUAUAGAAAAUUUAAAGUUGCUUGGGCAUUUUCGGGCCUCCGUCUUAGCGGCAGCUUGCGUAAAACUUGAAUAACAAAAUAGCUUUAUAAUGAGAAAGAGAGUUAUAGCAUAGCGAGUGCGUAGUAAUGACACACCUGCCUAAAGCACAAAUUAACGCCUAUGGUCUGAGAGGUUUUCACUCGCAUAUAACUAUUGACCAAUUGGGAUCCAUUGAGAAAAUAACGGCACACAAAUAAUUCCAUUGGUAGA